Penicillium expansum is the source of this 1161-nucleotide messenger RNA. Its product is annotated as Major facilitator superfamily domain, general substrate transporter. Gene Ontology annotation, molecular function: transmembrane transporter activity. NCBI's taxonomy places the organism in Eukaryota, Fungi, Ascomycota, Eurotiomycetes, Eurotiales, Aspergillaceae. Gene Ontology annotation, biological process: transmembrane transport. The record is from RefSeq and is a predicted model, not a curated record. The coding region runs from base 1 to 1161 and encodes 386 amino acids. The transcript has 3 exons.
AUGCUCGCUGCCCGCGUUGUGAAUGGCAUUGCUACAGCGACGAGUGAGACACUUUUGGUACAAGUUAUCGCAGAUAUGCUCUUUCUCCAUGAAAGGGGUCUUUGGACCGGCGUUUACUUCAUGGGCUACUUCCUCGGCCUGUUCAUUGGGCCUGUCAUUUCCGGUAAUAUUGCGCAAAAAUACGGCUGGCGUAGCUUCUUCUGGCUUUCUCUAGCGCUGACUUGCUUCAACUUGAUCACCCUCUUGAUCUGCUUCCCUGAAACCCGAUUCCGCAGGGAUUCAGUUUUGGAGGGCUCGGAGCUCAGAGCAACCAGCUCACCCAGCCAAAAUAUCAAGCAAACAAGCCAAGAGGUAGAAUCCGAACAACUAGAGAAUAUCGAGCGAGCCAAUACCGUUAGUAGCGGGCGGCCCUCUAGGUCCCAGUUCAAACUCUGGCAAGCCCCAGAAGCAGAAUGGAAGGCAAUUCUUCUCCGGGAUAUCAUCUCGCCAUUCCGCCUGUUUUUCUUUCCUAUCAUCCUCUGGGCGGCUCUGAACGUCGCCGGACCAGCCAAUCUCCUCCUUUUCUGGAACCUCACAGAAUCUUCUGUCCUCAGCGCACCUCCAUAUAAUUUCUCGCCAUCCAGCGUAGGAUAUGCGAAUUUUGCGUUUGUCGUUGGCGGCUUGGUUGGACUUGCUACCGCGGGCCCGUUUUCAGAUUGGGUUGCUGUGCGCGCCACAAAGCGCAACAAUGGCAUUCGAGAAGCAGAGAUGCGGUUGCCAGCUCUUAUUCCCUAUUUCAUGUUUACUGUUGUUGGAAUUGUGAUUGGUGGCGUGGGCUAUGAUCGGCUGUGGGAUUGGCCUGUGGUCCUGGUUGUUGGGUAUGGCUUCAGUGGGCUUUGCGUGACGACUGUUCCUACAAUCGCCAUUGCAUAUGCUGUUGAUUGCUACAAACCAAUUUCUGGGGAGAUCAUGGUUGUUGCAACUGUGAUCAAGAAUACUUGUGGUUUUGCGAUGAGCUAUUGGGUUAUGCCGAUGGCAGCGCGAAGGGGGUUUUUGGCGCCUGCCAUGGUUGAGUUUGCGCUGACGAUAGGCCCAAUGGUCCUAGGGCUUCCGAUUUAUUUCUUUGGGAAGCGCCUCCGUAGGCUGACAAGGCAUUCAAGUGUACAUUCUUAUGCGGAUUGA